AUGUUAAUAUCGGGUCCCGAAAAUUUAAAGUGCAACAAAUUGCCACGGCUUACACCUUAUUGUUAUAAAAAAGGCUUUGUUAUUGCACGAAAAGGAAGCUAUUUGGGCAGGGCGUCCCUAGCGUUCUGUCGCGGUUUUUUACAAAUUUUAAUUUGUUAA
Gaeumannomyces tritici R3-111a-1 is the source of this 159-nucleotide messenger RNA. RefSeq lists its product as hypothetical. The record is from RefSeq and is a predicted model, not a curated record. Lineage: Eukaryota; Fungi; Ascomycota; Sordariomycetes; Magnaporthales; Magnaporthaceae. The coding region runs from base 1 to 159 and encodes 52 amino acids. The transcript is spliced from 2 exons.